ACUCCUCCGUGCUCAAAGUAAACUCGACACGCUCUUCGUGCUCUCCGCCACUUCGUUCCCUUCCCAAUUUUCCUUCCUUCUCUUCCUCUCCUCAGAUCCAUUUUUCUCUCUUGAUCCAGCCAUGGCCUCAAUUACAGGAUCCUUCACCUCCCUCUCUUGCUCACUCAUGCCUAACCAGGCAGUCAACAGGGUCUCUAAAUUGGGCUCGGUGUCGCUCUCUAUCAGUGGGAAAAGUUUCCCUUCUCUACGGGUGCAGCCAGCUCGUUUCCGUGUGUCCUGCGCAGCCAAACCAGAGACAGUGGACAAAGUAUGUAAGAUUGUGAGGAAGCAGCUGGCUCUUCCUGAUGAAUCUGAAGUUGCUGGACAUUCAAAAUUUGCAUCUUUGGGUGCUGAUUCUCUUGACACUGUUGAGAUUGUCAUGGGGCUUGAGGAGGAGUUCGGCAUUAGUGUGGAAGAAGAAAGUGCUCAGAACAUUGCGACUGUUCAAGAUGCUGCUGAUCUGAUUGAGAAGCUUAUCGAGAACAAGGGUGCUUAAAUUUUUGAGCUGCAAAUUGCACAAAUAGGUUUUGAUGUAGGAUUGGCAUUGUAGUUGCAUCUUCGUAAAAUCUUUAUUGUCACCUUCACCUGGUUUUAUGAAGAGCCAUGCGUAGCUUCUUGGAACAAACUUUAUCUGGGUGUUGUUUAGGCUUAUUUAUUUCCUCCAAAAGGAAACUGCAUUGCCUUUUCCUUUUUCAGACUCUCAUUAUAAUUGGGAAUCCACUCCAUAAGAUGUAUUUUUGUUUCGGAAAUUAUAUGUGGCAAAAGUUCUUGGAUUUUGUAGUUUGACAUUA
Messenger RNA from Coffea eugenioides, 830 nucleotides. RefSeq names its product acyl carrier protein 1, chloroplastic-like. NCBI's taxonomy places the organism in Eukaryota, Viridiplantae, Streptophyta, Magnoliopsida, Gentianales, Rubiaceae. Bases 122 to 535 code for a protein of 137 amino acids. The record is from RefSeq and is a predicted model, not a curated record. Gene Ontology annotation, biological process: fatty acid biosynthetic process. The transcript has 4 exons. Gene Ontology annotation, molecular function: phosphopantetheine binding; acyl carrier activity.